GCCAAUCCUCGUUCUCGCCAACUUCAUCCUCGCAUAUCCCUUCUUAUCAAUUUCCCGAUAUGGUGGCAUUGUCUCUUUCAUCCUCUGCAGGGAGGAAUUCGACUUAGACACUGCUAGAACAUUUCCAAGCAGUCAUCCCUUUAGCAGCGUGAGCAGUCACCUUCGUCUGCGGCUUAGCUAAACCCCGCCUGCGCCAUUUCUCCAUUCAGCAAGGCCUACUGCAUCACCAGUUUGCCACCACCUCGUCGUCAAUCCUCCGUGCCUCCAUCCUCCAGUCGCAAGUCCUUCACCUCUAUCCUUACCGCUCAUAUCUGAGCAAUGCUGCCCGGCGCUGAACAGAUCCAUCAUGAGCAGCUCGCAAUGACCUUUGACACCUCGAUCCGACCUUCCUCCUCCUCUUCAUCACAUCCGCCCUCGCUGUCCUCCUUGGCCGAUUAUCAUGGCUGGCGACAAGGCGGGCGAUUUCGACCCUCUGCGGACGGGUCGCCAACAUCUAUAGUCAUCAAUAUCAACGAUGGCGGGUCAACGAGCAGGGGGUUUCUUAUAGGCAUCUUAUCUGCCUUUGGAUCCGCAGGCAUAGCCGUCUUGAUCCUCGCCAUCUUCUUCUUUUUCAAGUACACCAAUCGUGGUCGGAUCAUCCUCGACCGCAUAGGCCGACCUGGAGAGUUCGAUGAUGAGCAGGCAUUCGCGCAGGAAGAAGCAGAGGCUCUCGAGUCGAUGGAUGAGCUGCAAAGGAUCGAGUAUCUGAGGGCUAAAGCAUUUACAGAAGCGAACCCGCCGGAAUCAGUGCAGACCGAUAUAUCCUUGUCGCAAUUCCUCGCGAUCCAAGAAAAAGGAGUUUCAGCCUGGGAAUUCGAGCCAGAACUUGAAAUCGCCAAUUGUUUUGUAGAAGCCCGGACCGAGAUUGAGUUCUUUGACUCGGAAUGCAGCGUACAAAGCAAUCUGCCGGUCCCCAAACAAAAUGAGGUAUACUACUGGGAAGCUAAGAUAUACGACAAACCGGAAACGAGCAUGAUCAGCAUCGGGAUGACCACAAAGCCAUACCCGUUGUUCCGAUUGCCUGGCUACCACAAAACAUCUGUUGCCUACGUGUCAACGGGGCAUCGCAGGUUCAAUCAACCUUUUGUGCCUACCACCUAUGGUCCCGCGUAUGUUCAAGGAGACGUAAUCGGCGUUGGCUAUCGGCCACGAACCGGCAGUAUAUUCUUCACCCGAAAUGGCAAGAAGCUGGACGAGAUUGCACACAAUCUGAAAAGCCAGAAUUUCUUCCCGACCGUUGGCGCCAAUGGGCCUUGCACUGUGCAUGUCAACUUUGGCCAAAUGGGGUUUGUGUUUAUUGAAGCCAAUGUCAAGAAAUGGGGCCUGGCGCCCAUGACCGGCAGCCUGGCACCACCUCCACCGUAUGGAAGUGAGCAAGGCAGUAUUCUUCUCGAAACUGGGCGAGAGGGCACUCGACAGUCUGCAUACGAACCGGGCCAUUCGAGAACACGCAGCGGUCUUUCCAGAAUCCCCGGGUUUUCAGGCAGCAGCCCUGGACCAAUCCGGUCACCAACGGACAUAUCGCUGGCACAAUUGGUACACAUAUCGACACAAGAUCUCCCGAGUCAGGGCCAGAUGGAUACGGGAGACAUUCAACAUCAACCAGUGGAAAACACACCACAAGGGCAGCAAAUCAUUCCUCCACCAGAGUACAGCAGUCCGACUGGAAGUCGGCGGAGCAGUAGUGAAGGCCGAGUGGAGGACCACCAGAGAAGGCCAACCGUGAGUGGCGCCGACCAACCACCUAUUCCUACCUACGCAGAGGCGGCUGGGCCUAGCCAUUCAUGAACACAAGAUACCCCUUAGUUUGAGACGAGCAUGAAUAUUAUCGCAGACUUUAUGUGAAUAGCGAAACGUGUUGUGUUUAUGGCGAAAGGGGAAUUGCGAGGAAUAUUGACACCACGUAUGGAAGGAAGCUGUUUCUUCAGCAGCCACGACCCAUGUGGUUGCAGGCUCAAGCGGUGAUAUACUCCGUACAUACGGUAUCUGAGGCUACGAGUACGUGAUAAAGACAUUGUUAUUAAGAGGAUGACCUCGAUGUUUCUGGGCCGAGCUUAAAGCGGCGGUACGAUGGUUACCUACUUAGUACAGUUACCAGUAGAUCCUGGAUUCUGCGGGGAAGUUGCGCGUACCCCAGCGCGUCCAGGUGCCCAGGGACCUGAGACCAUGACACCUUCCCGUUCCCCGUUCCCCGUUCCCUGUGUUACCAGAGUUCCUGAAAGUGCCUGCCAGGCCGCAAAAUGAUCGAAUGCUCCUUCCCAUCUAUCCAUGACUGUCUAC
Exophiala mesophila is the source of this 2319-nucleotide messenger RNA. Its product is annotated as protein ssh4. Lineage: Eukaryota; Fungi; Ascomycota; Eurotiomycetes; Chaetothyriales; Herpotrichiellaceae. The record is from RefSeq and is a predicted model, not a curated record. The transcript has 3 exons. Bases 319 to 1827 code for a protein of 502 amino acids. Gene Ontology annotation, molecular function: protein binding.